AUGAUAGGCAUCUCUAAGAAAUAUCAAAGAUUGAUAUUAUACCUUUUUCUAGGACCUUUAACAAAUGAAAUCAAAAAUAACCUAAAUGUAAAAAUAAAUGAAGUACAAUUAAAUGAUUAUGAUUUGAACCAGAGUAUACUUACAAAUAUUCAUUUAAGAAAAUGUAUAUAUUUCCCAUUUUUUGAAAUAUGCCCUACAACCCAAAGCAAUAAAACUAAUAAAACUAGACAGAAAAGAGUUAAAAAAGAUUUAAGCCAAUCUAAGGCAAUCAACUGGUUUGGCGUUUCUCAAUAUAUAUAUAUAGAUUACAUUACAUUAGGAGAUUUCAUGGCGAAUAAAGAUAAUGAAAUUCCAUUUACAGGUAUAGUGGAUGUCUUGCCUUAUUCGGCUCUUUCUCCUUAUAAAAUUAAAAAUAUGUUUACAUUCAUUAAAGAUAAUAUAACCAUAGAAAAUAUUAAAACCAAAGAAUUUAUAAGUGACAUUGACUUUUUAUUUGGCGAAGACUGUAUCGAACCUAGAGAAGAUUGGAAAAUGGAUAAAUCGUGGAAGUUAAAUACAGUUUAUUACCCAACGCACAUUACCAUCAAAAAAAUCAAUGCUACGUACAAUCAUGACCCUUAUUCUAAUUUCCCGGCAAUGCAAGAAAAUUUGAAGCUUGAUGAAAAUGGAAAUUUCAAAAUAGUACAAUUUGCUGAUUUACAUUUUAGCGUUGGAUAUGGCAGUUGUAGAGACGAAUUCCCAGAGCAAACAUCAGACUGCAAAGCAGAUGCUAAAACUUUAAGCUUUUUAGAAAAAAUAUUGGAUAUCGAAAACCCAAAUAUGGUUAUUUUUACCGGUGACCAAAUUAUGGGUGAUAGAUGUAGGCAAGAUUCAAUCAGUGCGUUAUUAAAGGUGGUCAGUCCAGUUAUAAAAAGAAAAAUACCAUAUGCCAUGGUUUGGGGGAACCAUGAUGAUGAAGGUUCGCUAACCAGAUGGGAAUUAUCUGAAUUUGUUUCAAGCCUACCUUAUUCGUUGUUUAAGUUUAGUCCCAAAGAUACAGCAAAUUCUGAUUUUGGUGUCGGCAACUAUGUGAUCCAAAUUUUUACUCCAAUCAACAACAAUCCGGCUGUAACGCUUUACUUUUUAGACUCCCAUAAAUACUCUCCAAAUGGUAAACUCUUUCCUGGAUAUGCAUGGAUCCAAGAGGAACAGUGGAAGUACAUCGAACAGUAUUAUAGUAGAUAUAUCAAACCAGACGAAAAAAAAUAUAGCAGAAUUCCCUUGGCUAUGGCAUUCUUCCAUAUUCCACUACCUGAAUAUUUGAACUUAAACUCUAUUCAACAUCCUGGUGAACAAAAUAAAGUUGUUGGUUCAUGGAAAGAAGGAGUUACCGCUCCAAAAUACAACAGUCAUGGUACCAACACUUUACUUGAUAUUGGAGUAGAUGUAGUUAGUGUUGGACAUGACCAUUGCAACGAUUAUUGCCUAUUGGAUGAUAGCUCACAAAACGAUGCACAUAAAAAUAAUAAUAAAUUAUGGCUAUGUUACGGCGGGGGCAGCGGUGAAGGUGGUUAUGCAGGGUACGGUGGCACAGAGAGAAGAAUUAGGGUAUUUGAAAUCGAUUCUGUUAAAAAUAAUAUAUACACAUGGAAAAGAUUACAUAAUUCACCAGAAGAAAUAUUUGACAAGCAAGUUUUGGUCAGUGAUGGUGUACCGUCUUAA
Messenger RNA from Saccharomycodes ludwigii, 1701 nucleotides. It is a transcript of the gene DCR2, whose product is annotated as phosphoprotein phosphatase. The transcript is spliced from 2 exons. The coding region runs from base 1 to 1701 and encodes 566 amino acids. Gene Ontology annotation, molecular function: phosphoprotein phosphatase activity. Gene Ontology annotation, cellular component: cytoplasm. Lineage: Eukaryota; Fungi; Ascomycota; Saccharomycetes; Saccharomycodales; Saccharomycodaceae. The record is from RefSeq and is a predicted model, not a curated record.